GCCUUUCUUGGGCUCUGCCGCAAACGCGCCAUGCCGCCCGAAGCGAAUUGGGGGCCCUCUGGACAAUCCUGGCCGCAACCGCUCCGUGCCCCGUGUGGGGGCCCGGGGCCCAUUGCUCCUCUGGGGGCUGUGCCGGAGGGAUGCGCGGAGCUCUCGCCCAAGCAGCUGACGCAGCAGGCCUUGAAGGCCUGCGGCCAGCGCUCGGACUGGCAGGGCGCGGUGGCGGCGGUGGGCCUGGGCUGCAGCUCGCCGAAGAGCAGCGCCCUGGCCAUGGGCGCCUGCGGGAAGGCCAGCCGCUGGCCGCAGGCGCUGUUCUUGCUGCACGACUGUCAACGGCAGGACGGGGUGAUGUGCAACAUCGCUCUAAGCAGCUGUGCAAAGGCGCAGCAGUGGCAGCGAGCACUGGGCUUGUUGGAGGAGAUGGGCAAGAUGAGCAUCCAGGAGGACACCAUCUCCUACAACUGUGCCAUCAGCGCAUGCGGCAAGGCCUUGCAAAGCUUCACGGCGCACCGGCUGAUCGAGCAGAUGGAAGGACGGCGCCUGGCGCCCUCGGUGGUCACCUUCGCCUCCGCCAUGGACGCGUGCAACCGGGGAGGCUUCUGGCAGCUCACGCUGACGCUGGUCGCCCGCCUGGAGGCGCACAGUGUGGAGGCGAACGAGUACAUCUACGAUGCUCUGAUCCACUCCUGCGCACUGGGCGGCAGGUGGCAGCAGGCCCUGGUCUUCCUGUCGCAGAUGUCGAGCCGGGACCUGGCGCGGAGCGCCUCCUCCUUCCACGCCGCCAUCGGCGCCUGCGGCGCCUGCGGGCGCUGGGCGGAGGCCGUGGAGCUGCUGGCAGAGCUGGGCCAAAGGCGCCUGGCCAAGAUCAGCAGCUACCAGGUGGCGAUCAACGCCUGUGGGCCCUUCUGGCAGCAGGCGCUCCAGGUGGCCGCCAGCUGCGCGUCCCAGGGCUUCGGCGCGGAUCUGCGGCUGCAGACGGGGCUGGUCGCCGCCUGCGAGGCCGCGUCCAGCUGGGCGCAGGCUCUGAGCUUGUUCCACGGCAUGCCGGAGGCCAAGAUCCGCCAGGACGAGCAGAGCUUCAACGUGGCCAUCCGCGCUUGCGCCAACUUGGAACUCUGGGCGAACGCCCUCAGCCUGCUGCAGAGCGCCAACGAUGGGAAGCUGAGCAGCGUGAUCACCUACAACUCCGCGCUCAAGAGUUGUGCCGUGAACGCCCAGUGGCAGAUCGCGCUUGCGCUGCUAAAAGACGCGGAGGAGCGCGGGAUCAAGCGUGACAAGGUCUCCCUCGGCACUGCGUGCACCGCCUGCGCUGACCAGUGGCAGCAGGCUUUGCACCUCUACGCUUCGGCGGGUGAAGGCACGUCGGAGUUCCUGGUGACUGCAGCCGCGCUGGCCUGUGCCAAAGCCCAGAAGUGGCAGCAGGUGCUGGUCCUCUUUGAGGCCCUGCCGAAGGAGUCGCGGUUGGGGGUGGAGCUGUACACCGCAGCCAUCGAUGCCUAUGGGCGCGGCAGCCUGUGGCGACGGAGCAUGCGCUUGCUCGGCUCCGCGCUCAAAGCGCGGGAGGCCAACCUGGCCACCUUCACCGCGGCGGCCACGGCGGUGGCCGGAGAGAAGCGGCUCUGGCGCCAGGUGCUGCAGCUGCUGCGCGACGUGCGCCAGCAGUCCUUCCAAGCCGACGCGGCCUUGUUCCGCCUGGGGGUCAUGGCCUGCGAGCGCGGCUCCCAGUGGCAGCUCUCUCUGAGCCUCUUCGCCCGCUUGGAGAACCUCCGCGCAUUGGAGCCGGGCGGCUCCGGCGAGGCGAGGCGGCCGGAAAGAGACAAAGUGCGAGCCGCGAGCCGCGAGCCGGGGCUGGGUUUGUUUGAGGUGCGAUCCGCGCGGAUUGAAGCUGAAACUUAA
This is a messenger RNA of Effrenium voratum, 1896 nucleotides long. The record is from the annotation of a GenBank genome assembly. NCBI's taxonomy places the organism in Eukaryota, Dinophyceae, Suessiales, Symbiodiniaceae.